GUUUCAAUUAAAUUAAGACGGAGGGAGUAAGAGAGGCAAAUCAUGCACAACAUUGAAGUGCUAACGAGCCUAACGUAAAUUAUUUAGUACUCCGUAUGAAGGUUUUUUUUUUUUUUCAGAAAAUAGUACGGAGUUAAUCAAAGUAUGCAUAUUACUGUUUGUAAUAAUAUUUUUUUUUUUUGGAUACAACUACUAUAUUUAUAAUUUUUUUUUAGGGAAAUAGUACCGAGUAAAUCAAAUUAUGCAUAUUACUGUUUGUAAUAAUAUUUUUUUUUUUUUGUUGGGAUACAACUACAGUAUUUGUAAUUGUAAUUGUAUUUGUAAUUAAUUUUUGUCUGUUUAUUAUUUUUUAUUUUGAUCCUAAGCAAUUUUUUUCACUCCUGUGGAGCUUUGCAAUCUCACGCUGCACGCCUGCACCACUCCCACUAUCCCUCCUCCAUUGAAGCGCAUACUUUGAAUCCUCCAUUGAAGCGCAUACUUUGAAUCCUCUAUUGAAGCUGCUUCUGAGCUUACCCUCCUCCAUUGAAGCUGCUUCUGAGGUUUGGUUCGUCAAUGGUGUUCGUGUGAAGCAUGUGCAGCAUAUUGUCUACUAGACUGUUGAAUAUAUGCAUAUCUUCUUUCUGUAAAUUACAAAGAUUGGACAAAGCAGAAGCAGUUAUAAUUGAUGGUAUAAGGCUAGGGGUUCUCCCAAACGUAGUGACUUACAACGCCCUUGUUGACGCCUACUGCCGGUUUGUUGGCAUUGAAGCAGCUUAUGCUGUUGUUCGUAGGAUGCAAGUUGCAGGUAUUACGCCUAACGUAAUUACUUACAAUUCAUUGCUAGCAGGUGCCAGUAGGCAAUGCCAGCUAUCACUUUCCCUUGAUAUAUUUGAAGAAAUGCUGAAUUUGGGUAUUUCACCAGAUUUAUGGAGUUAUAAUACAUUGAUGCAUUGCUUCUUUAAAUUAGGAAAACCAGAUGAAGCGUAUAGAGUUUUCCAGGAUAUUAUUCUUAAUAAUCUCAGUCCUGAUAGAACUAGUUUCAACACGUUGCUCAAUGGCCUAUGCAGGAAUGGGUAUACUGAUAAUGCCCUAAUGUUGUAUAGGAACCUAAAGCGCCAUGGCUGCGAACUUGAGCUGAUAACUUAUAAUAUUCUUAUUGAUGGGCUAUGCAAAGCGGGUAGAUUAAAGGCAGCUAGGUGGAUUCUCAAAGAGCUUGAAAAUUCAGGUUACAUACCUAAUGCUAUUACUUAUACUACAGUUUUGAAAUGUUGCUUUAAGUCCAGAAAAUUUGAAGAAGGCUUAGAAAUUUUCUGGGAAAUGAAGAGUAAAGGUUUUACAUAUGAUGCCUUUGCAUAUUGCACAGUUGCAGGAGCUUUUGCUAAGAGAGGCAUGCUAAAAGAGGCAAAUGAUUGCAUGGAAGCAAUGUUGAAAAGUGGGAUUUCACCUGACAUUGUGUGCUAUAACACUUUAAUGAAUCUUUACUGUAAAGAGGGGAAGUUUGAGGCUGCUUAUAAAUUGUUGGAUACGAUGGCGGACGAAGGCUUUGAAUGUGACAACUAUACUCAUGCCAUUUUAAUCGAUGGAUUGUGCAAGGCAGGGAAUGUUGAGGAGGCUCAGAGACAUAUGAAAUUAAUUAGUUCAACGGGGUCUAUUACAAAUCUGCCAGCCUUCAAUAGUUUGCUUGAUGGGGUUUAUAAAGCUGGCCAUGCCGAAUUUGCAAUGAAACUUUUCAAGUUGUCGAAGAUGAAGGAUGAAUUUACUUAUUCCUCCAUGGUGCACAAUCUUUGCAAGGAAAGGAAAUUCAGGAGUGCAUCCAAACUCUUAUUGUCUUGUCUAAAGAAUGGGAUGAACAUACUUAAGUCUGCAGAGAGGGCAGUCAUUAGAGGUUUUCGUGAUUCAGGAUUUAGGAGAGGUGCGAGGGAACUCCAAUCAAAGAUCAGAAUGGUGAAAUUCCUACGUUAGUUUUGCUGGGCAUUCUUUGGUGGAAAACCUCACUUUGAAGUGUUAUGCCCAUGGCUGCCUCAUUUUUUGUGUAGAAUAUGAGACCGUUGACCAUGAAAUGCUUAGAGAGUCCUUCUGGUUUAGGCAGAUUGCUACCCCUUUCUUGUGCCAUGGCCCAUGGAACAUUCCCUUGGUCAUGUACAACGCCUUUAUGUAUAGAUCAGAAAGAACAAAGGUGUUUGCUGCUGCCUAUUGUUGCUUACUUAGGAAUAAAUUACAAUCUCACAGGUAAAUUGACAAGACAACUAUGGAUGGAUCAGCUCACGAGCGAAGUAUGAUUCUAUAUCCUUAUGUUCUUGCCUUUUUGGUCAUGAAUUUUGCUUGUGCACUCCUUAACUAUCUUGACUAAAGUGCUUUAUUGAGGCAGCUCUAACAUCUUGUAAUCUAAGCAUUUUGGAUGGAAAAUUGAAACCUAAUACAUCGUGCUGAUUGGACGUGGCUGUGAGGCCUGUGACUGCUGCCCUUAAACUGUCUGGAUUUGAUAUUUGCAGGUUAUUGUCAAAUUCUUUCAGCAGAAUUUGAGUUCUAAUUGAAGAAUAAUUAUUAUGCAAGUAGAACUAAAGACAAUGAUAAAAAUUGAAACUUGUGACUGAUAUGUCUUUCACAAAACUACCACGAAAAAUGCAGCAUUUGCAGGGGUUGGCUUCCCAAAGUGAAAUUAAGUGAAAUUUAUGUAAAGUUCUUUGAAGGAUAGAGGACUACUAACAUCUGAAUGAGCAACAAGUUUUAGCUGUAUUCAGGCUUAGCAAUUUAGCAUACUAUACACAUAUCAGAUACAUGAGUAUAAAUGUGCUCAAAAAAAAGAUAUAUGAGUAUAAAUUGUUGUAACUUGUAAAUACAAUCUACUUAAGCAUAAAUUGUUAAAUGUGUACUUUGCUUUGAAA
Molecule: messenger RNA, 2864 nt
Organism: Chenopodium quinoa (quinoa)
Lineage: Eukaryota; Viridiplantae; Streptophyta; Magnoliopsida; Caryophyllales; Amaranthaceae
Product: putative pentatricopeptide repeat-containing protein At4g17915
Exons: 3
Coding region: 571-1941 (456 amino acids)
Molecular function (GO): protein binding
Source: RefSeq, a predicted model, not a curated record